AGCUCCGCUGCCUCUCUGUAAAGCUGUUAAAAACGCUUUUAGCCGAUGCAUGUGUUUUUACAGGAAUCAGGUGGCGGCAGACUACAGAAAUGCUGGCGUGUGAUCACUGGGAGGUGUUAUUUUUACUGUGUUUCCUCAUUUAAAGUUGAGCAAGAACUUUUUUUUUUUUUAGCGCUGGUUUUCUGUGCCUCUCUGUAGAUCAGCGUGUCAGGGAGAAAAGCGAGGGAUUUGUGAGGAGGAAGGGAGGAAAGAAGAAGUGCAGCUGGGAAUUUGUGCCUGAAGCUAGACAGACUGGAGAUCAGUGGUGAAAAGUAAGUAAGGCGAAAGUGAAAGGGGAGCGCAUGAGGAUGAAAGUUGGUGGAUGUGAAGGGAGGGAAGAUUUGAGGAGCUGUAGAAGUGAAAGGAGAAAGGAUGAGGUUUAUUUGUCAGAGAAUUUGUAGGAAGGACAGUUUCGUUCAGCUCCUGGCUGAUAAGACGUGUGUUUCAUCCGCGCCUUGCAGCUCCAGAGGAUUUCCUGUAUCUGUCUUCCCUCUUUUGUUGUGUUCACAAUCUGCAAAUCUGUGAUUGGCUGCACACCUGAUAGAUGCACACAUAUGCUCCUCCUCAGAGCAGCAAACGGAGGGACUGCCGCUCAUAGCUGCUGCCAAAGGAGGAGGAGGAGGAGGAGGAGAAGCUGGUGAAGACUUAAGCAAAGACAGACUCGAGACUUGGACAAACCUGCUGCUGUGGGAGGCUGGAGGACACCUGCGAGUGAUGCCUCUGCGGUUUCUAUUUUAGUUCAUUUUCAGUCAUUUUAAAGAUGAGAAGAGACCGUUUCCUGGUGGCUGCAACCCUCACAGCUCUUUUCUCCGCCGAUCUCUACUUCAUCCUCCUGCCAAAGCUGUGGAGCUUCAUGCAAGCAUCAGGACACUUUUGCUCAUGCGCUUCCCAAAACCUCAGCCUCCCUGCGCUGGAGGGACUCGGGCCUCCACGGCUCUCCAACUGGACGUCCGCAACACCUCCGGAUGACGCCGCCGCCGCAUCCCAAACGGCCGACGGAGGCUCCAAGCUGGAGAAGCUGUUCGCUCAUCCCCUUUACAACAUCCAAACUCCAGCGCUGGGGCCAGAGGAGAGGCUGCUGCAGGCCGAGCAGCUGAACGAAUACUACAUGAAGAAAGUGUCUCACUGGGAAAGACACAUGAAGAUCUACAAAGAGGCCGUAGCUUUAACCAACAUCACCCUGAAGCUGCAGGACAUGACCUACGACCCCGACGCCAGCUGGCUUAAGUUCCACCUGGGAAUAAACCGCUACGCUCUGUACUCGCGGGACGACCCCGCCGUCCUCCAGCUUCUCAAGGACAUGAGGAACUUGACCAUCGUCAACGCGGAUUACACCCAGGAUGAGAAGGCUCUGAAAGGAGCUUGCGACUGCACACAAGUGGUGAAACCCAGCGGGCAUCACCUGAAGCUAGCUCUGAAACUGCAGAACUUCGCUAAAGCCAUGUUCAAACCAAUGAGGCAGCAGAGAGACGAAGAGACGCCCGAGGACUUCUUUUAUUUUGUCGACUUCCAGAGACACAACGCUGAGAUCGCAGCUUUUCACCUGGACAGAAUUCUAGAUUUCAGGAGAGUUCCACCUGUUUCUGGCAGAAGAGUCAACGUCUCAGGAGAAGUUCUCCAGGUGACCCUCAAUGACGACCUGCGGGCCGUUUUCUUCACCUCACCAGCAAACAACACGUGUUUCUUUGCGAAGUGCCUGUACGUUUGCAAGACUGAGUACGCCGUGUGCGGGAGCCCCGACCUGCUGGAGGGGUCGCUCGCUGCAUACCUGCCCGGCCUCAGCAUCGCUCCCCGCCUCUCCAUCCCCAACCCCUGGACGCGCUCCUACACCUUCGCUGGACGGCAGGAGUGGGAAGUGAAUCCUUUCUUCUGCGACGCCAUAAAGCAGCUGUAUCCUUAUAACUCAGGGAACCGGCUGCUCAACAUCAUCGACAUGUCCAUCUUCGACUUCCUGAUCGGAAACAUGGACAGACACCACUACGAAAUUUUUACCAAAUUUGGAGACGAAGGUUUUCUCCUCCACUUGGACAAUGCCAGAGGGUUCGGGAGGCAUUCGAAGGAUGAGAUGUCCAUCCUGGCUCCUUUAUCCCAGUGCUGCAUGAUUAAACGCUCCACGCUGCUCAGACUGCAGCUCCUGGCCCAACCAGAGUUCAGACUGAGCGAGGUGAUGACGGAGUCUCUCAAGACAGAUCUGUUACAGCCGGUUCUGACCGAGCCGCACCUCCUUGCUCUGGACCGGAGGCUGCUGAAGGUUCUCCGAACGGUCCAGCGCUGCGUCCGGAGGUUCGGGAAGGAGGAAGUGAUCACCAGUGACUUUAUUAAACCCACAGCUGAGACUCAGACUGUGACACAGAAAUCAGAGCCCAGGUAACAGCGGGCGACGCCACAGCAUCACGGCGGAUUCUUAAGACUUCAUGAUGGAGUGAAUUCUCUUUUUGAGCCUCGGAGGCUUAGAUCUUUUCUAAAAUCUUAAAUAAACAAAUGCAACCACAAA
This is a messenger RNA of Oryzias melastigma (Indian medaka), 2533 nucleotides long. It is a transcript of the gene fam20a, whose product is annotated as FAM20A golgi associated secretory pathway pseudokinase. The coding region runs from base 800 to 2410 and encodes 536 amino acids. NCBI's taxonomy places the organism in Eukaryota, Metazoa, Chordata, Actinopteri, Beloniformes, Adrianichthyidae. The record is from RefSeq and is a predicted model, not a curated record. Gene Ontology annotation, cellular component: Golgi apparatus. Gene Ontology annotation, molecular function: protein serine/threonine kinase activator activity. The transcript is spliced from 11 exons.